UCAUUAAGCACACAACAGGAGAGACGCAGGGAGGAAGAAGCAGCAGUCGAGGCGAACACUGACAAGGAAGGAAGGCAGACAGAGGAGGAGAAAUGGCGAAUUUUGCGGGUACCUGGAAGAUGAAAAGCAGUGAGAAUUUCGACGAGUUGCUGAAGGCACUGGGUGUGAACGCCAUGCUGAGGAAGAUCGCCGGGACGGCCGCUUCCAAGGCUCACGUGGAGAUCACGCAGAACGGGGAGCAAUUCUACAUCAAGACUUCUACCAGCGUCCGCACCACAGAGAUCAACUUCCAUGUCGGGGAGGAGUUCAACGAGGAAACGGUGGAUGGAAGAAAGUGUAAGAGUCUGGCCACUUGGGAGAUGGAAAACAAAAUGUACUGCAAACAGACUCUACUGAGUGGCACUGGGCCAAAAACCUUCUGGACCAGAGAGCUCAGAGGGGAUGAACUCAUACUGAGGCUAUUGAUUAGAAUGUGGAGAGGACGACGAGUGCAGGCCUCUACUGACCAGUGGAGGAAGGAGUCAGGUGAAAAUGCGCCAGAUGGACUUGCGUCGGCUCCAUUUGUCACCGACUCAAGCGCGCUCUGCACCGCAACGUGGCCUGAGAUAAUGAUGUGCGCUGCUGCAGUCGGCCAUAAAGCUUUUCCCCUGGGACUUCCGUAAAUCUUAGAGAAUUAA
Messenger RNA from Syngnathoides biaculeatus (alligator pipefish), 677 nucleotides. Its product is annotated as cellular retinoic acid-binding protein 1. The coding region runs from base 93 to 662 and encodes 189 amino acids. The transcript is spliced from 5 exons. The record is from RefSeq and is a predicted model, not a curated record. Gene Ontology annotation, cellular component: cytosol; nucleus. Gene Ontology annotation, biological process: fatty acid transport. NCBI's taxonomy places the organism in Eukaryota, Metazoa, Chordata, Actinopteri, Syngnathiformes, Syngnathidae. Gene Ontology annotation, molecular function: fatty acid binding.